This is a messenger RNA of Mytilus trossulus (common blue mussel), 4941 nucleotides long. RefSeq names its product RNA polymerase I-specific transcription initiation factor RRN3-like. The record is from RefSeq and is a predicted model, not a curated record. The transcript has 16 exons. Gene Ontology annotation, molecular function: RNA polymerase I core binding; RNA polymerase I general transcription initiation factor activity. Bases 128 to 1921 code for a protein of 597 amino acids. Lineage: Eukaryota; Metazoa; Mollusca; Bivalvia; Mytilida; Mytilidae. Gene Ontology annotation, biological process: transcription initiation at RNA polymerase I promoter. Gene Ontology annotation, cellular component: nucleus.
UAAACUCGCCUCCAAUGCAGAAGAUCAUUACAUCAACAGCACGAUUUUAAAAAGUGUGACAGGUUUGUCCACACAACUGUAAUAUAAGUUAUAUAUAUGUGAAAUAAUUCAGCGGUAAUUGUAAAAUAUGGCUAUGGCAACAAGCAGUAAUUCUUCAAAACUAGAUUUUGAAUCUAUCCUUGAGAAACAGAAACAGGGUUAUUAUAAAGAUUAUGAUUGGCUGUCAAGCAGACUAAGUGAUCCUGAAAUAGAGACAUCAGAGCUACAGACUUACAUUAGGAGCAUUAGAAAGUGUGUGACUCAUCUUGACAGAGAUUAUGAAGUUUUGGUUGGAAUUAUGUUGAAACUGAACUGGGCAACUAGAGAAUCAUGCCUCAUAAAAGAAUAUCAAGCUUUUUUACUGAAUUUAGUAUCAGCUCACACAUACUAUCUUAGAGCUGGAGUUAGGAUGCUUGUCAAACAUUUUAUGUCACAUCUUACCAUUGUUACUAAGACAGGAGAUAGUGGUGAUAAAAAUGUUGAGAUAACAGUUGAUGAUUCUCUGAGACAGAAACAUGAUUUAAUGUUUGUAAAUGUCCACCUGGUUCUUAAAGCCAUUACACAAAUAGUACCUAUGACUCCCAAAGUAUUAAUACCAUUACUGGGUGAGCUGUUUCCAUUCUUCAAUAAGGAUGUUUAUAUACAGGAAUGUUAUGUCAAAAAUCUCUUGCAGAUUACACAUUAUUUACCAAAGAUGAGGCAAAAAAUUAUGGAAAUUGUGAUUGAAAGAUUACUAAAGUUUGAUGUGAGAUCCCCUAGAGAAGAAAUAGAAGAAUUACAGAGAGAGGAGGAUGAAGACAUGGAAGACAUCAUAUUUGAAAUGGAUGAUGUCUCAGUACAGAAAGAGAUAGUAUCGUCAGUAGAUAUGCUGUCAAUAGUAGAAACAGUACCAAUGUCACAUAAAGAAGGACAUAAAUUAGAUGUUCUAAUGGAGAUCACAUUCAGAUAUAUACAGAAUUCAUGUUACUCUGAAGGAGAGUUAGACUGGGAAGCUACCAAGUUAUUGUACAGAGAAUUGUUACUGAUAUUUGAGACAUUAAUUUUACCUACCCACGCAUCCUGUCAUGUUCAGUUUAUUAUGUUUUAUAUUUGUAGUUUAAAACAGCCAAUUUGUGAAGGAUUUUUAGAUUAUUUAUGGAAGAAAGUGCAGGAUCCUAUUGCCCAACCUGUAUAUAGACAGAUAUCUGUAUGUUAUAUGGGAAGUCUUCUUUCCAGGGGAAUAUUUGUCCCACUAAGUACUGUAAAAACAUGUUUAGAAAUGAUGUGUAAUUGGAUACACAAGUAUUUGGACCAGACAGGAGAUGUGACCUUAUUUGCAGAUGUCACACAUCAUGGGCCAUUUUAUGCUGUUGUUCAGGCCAUACUUUAUGUUUUUGUAUUUAGGAACAAAGAUAUAUUUGAAUCUUGCAAAGGUUUAAAAUGGGCAGAAAAAUUGAACUUUCAGAGAAUAGUUACCUGUCGACUUAACCCAUUGAAGUUUUGCCUACCUGUGGUUGUACAGACCUUUGCUUCAGUUGCAAGGAGUCACCAGCUUGCUUUCUGUGAUACUAUUAUAGAAAGAAAUAACAGACAAGUACUACCAGUUGCCUGUACCAAUGGUAACUCAGAUUUUGGAGGGAAAAUCCUGGAUUCUUUCUUCCCUUUUGAUCCUUAUAUAUUAAGCAGGUCAAGGAAAUAUAUAUUACCAUUAUACAGAGAGUUUCAAGGUUCUAUAGAGGAAGGAGAAGAUGAAGAAGAGAAUGAAGAAGAUGAUUUCAUUACAGAAGAUAUUAUAUCACCUUCAAUUGGAAAGUUCACAAUAGGAAGUUUGAGUAAGACACCAUCAGAUUUAAUGGAAUAUGGAGUGUCACCAGGUUUUAAGCAUGUUCAAGAUAUGACUUGAUAUGAGAUUGGGAUGUGAGUGUCAUCUCUCACAUGGCAUAUUUGGUUAUAAUGUUAGCAUUACCAUUAGCAGAUAGAGAUAUAGAUUGGUCUGUGAUUAGAAUUUAUGUGAAAUAUCUUAACAGACAUCAGCAUUGUGCAUCACAUUUAUUGAGAACUUCAUUGAAAGCUGAAUUUCCUGAAAUACCAAGACAAACUGAAAUAGAAAUUUUUAAGAUAGUAUUUGUUUUAUUUGUUUAAUAAGAUUUAAUUAUUGUUAUAAUAUAAUGUGAUAUUUAUUAUAUAUGUUAUUCUUAUGGCCACAAUUCUUUGUCUUUGCCUUCUUUAUUAUUUUUUCAAAAUAACGUCUCAUCCCUUUUAAAUUUUCUUCCUGUUUAGAGAUAAUAUGCUUGUAUUUUCUUGGAAUUAUUAAAUAAACCCAUGUUGAACGAAAGUUUCACUAACUUACCUGCAAAAUUUAUGUGAGGAUAUUUGCUCAGGCAUUUUAAAUUAAGAUUAUAAUCUGAAGACAAUAGAUUGGCCAGAGUUUUAGUCGGUUUACAAUAUAACAGUAUUUGAUAGUCUUACUUACCAUCUAUAGCAUACAAAAUUCUGACCCAAUUGUAAUUUGUUUCAUCAAAUCAAACUGCUAAACUUGUCAGAAACUUCAACUCAAUACUGUAAAGAAACCACAGUUAUUGAAACCAAAGUUUAAAAAAAAAAUAUACUACAUAGAUUGAUUUGUUAAAACUAAUUAAAAUUGAAUUGCAAUAGGUGAAGAGAAACGGUUAUAAUUAAGUCACAGUAAAUAAAAUCUAAAAUGAUGUUAACCUGCAUUUUUGCUCAUCUGGCUUGUUUGAGCUUUUGCUGUUACUUGGCAACCAUCAUCUGUUUUUCUUGCAUGUUGAGCAGCAAGAGUAGGUCUAGUUUAUUGCUCCAUCUGUCCAUCUGUCUGUUUGAAACACACAUAGAGGGUAACUAAUUUGUCUCAUGUAUAACUUGAACAUUUUCCUUUAGUGUUAUUCAAACUUUGUUCCUUGAUUUGCACUCAAAGUAAAGAUAUGUACUUCCAAUUUCAAUCAUAUUUUUAGAAUGACAAAAUAUCAGCUUUCCCAUAUCAUUUUUGUCAUUAAAAGAUUAACAUGAUACCCAUUUGAAGUUACAUGUUACUUCAAUGGCGUUCCUUCAUCAUUAUUCAGAUGUUACCAAUUAUUGCAUACAUAUUACAGAAAUUCAUCUUUUGUUUUUGACGUAUUUGAAUUAUGUUCUUUCUCAGCUUUUCAACAUUUUGUACCUAGUCAUUUUUGUCAUUGAUAUUAUAAAAGGUAGGCUAGUUGUCAUAGAUCUCCAGAUCUCCAAAAGAUUUCUAUCAACAUGAUUCUAACUUUUCAUUUUUAACCAUAUGGAGAAGUUUCAAAAUUAACAGAACAUCGUUUUAUAUAUUUUUGUUUUCCAAGCAUAUACUUGUAGGUAAGAGUAAGUAUUAAUUCUGAUCCAGUUUUGAAAUUUCUGAAAAAUUGGUAUUAAGCUCAUGAAAUUGAGGGGAUUCAGCAGGAUUUAGGGUUGUAGAGAGGGCAUUGUUUAUAAUGGUUAUCAAUUAACCAAUGCAGGCACCAAGAGUCUCCACUCAUUAUUUAAAGACUCUACAGUAUUCUUUUUCUGUCUUGCAAGAUUCAACCUCAAUUCUAUAGUAUCAUUUAUGAAUAAAGUUGUUUCAAAUAAAUAUAUAAUAUAUAUUGAUGUUAUUGAAAAGGUUUAUUUGAUAAAGCCAUGGUUGUUAUUUCUGAGUAUAUUCAUGAUAUUUAACAGUAGGAAACAAGAAAAUCGUACAUUUCACAACCCUUCUGAACAUGAAGUGCAUUUUUUUGUCGAGCGUGCGACUUUUGUUGCAGAAAGCUCGACAUAGGGAUAGUGAUCCGGCGGCCACGGCGGUGUUAGCUCACUUCUUAAAAGCUUUAUAUUUUAGAAGGUGGGAGACCUGGAUGCUUCAUACUUUGUAUAUGGAUGCCUCAUGUUACGAAGUUUCCGUCAGUCACAUGUCCAAUUUCCUUGACCUCAUUUUCAUGGUUCAGUGACUACUUGAAAAAAAAGUUAAAAUUUUUGUAAUGUUAAAUUCUCUCUUAUUAUAAGUAAAAGGAUAACUAUAUUUGGUAUGUGCGUACCUUGCAAGGUCCUCUUGCCCAUCAGACAGUUUUCACUUGACCUCGACCUUAUUUCAUGGAUCAGUGAACAAGGUUAAGUUUUGGUGGUCAAGUCCAUAUCUGAGAUACUAUAAGCAAUAGGUUUAGUAUAUUUGGUGUAUGGAAGCACUGUAAGGUGUACAUGUCCAACUGGCAGGUGUCAUCUGACCUUGACCUCAUUUUCAUGGUUCAGUCGUUAUAGUUAAGUUUUUGUGUUUUGGUCUGUUUUUCUUAUUCUGUAUGCAAUAGGUCUUCUAUAUUUUGUGUAUGGAAUGGUUGUAAGGUGUACAGGUCUACCUGGUAGGUGUCAUAUGACCUUGACCUCAUUUUCAUGGUUCAGUGGUCAAAGUUAAGUUUUGGAGUUUUGGCCUUUUUUUCUAAUACUAUAUGCAAUAGGUCAACUAUAUUUGGUGUAUGGAAAUAUUUCAUGAUCUACAUGUCAGUCGCACAGGUUUAAUUUGACCUUGGCCUCAUUUUUUACGGUUCAUUGCUCAGUGUUAAGCUUUUGUGUUUUGGUCUGUUUUUCUUAAACUAUAAGCAAUAAGACAAUUUUAUUUGUUGUAUGGAAGAAUUGUUAGCUGUACAUGCCUACCUGGCAUGGUUCAUCUGACCUUGACCUCAUUUUCAUGGUUUAAAGGUCAAUGUUUAGUUUUCUUGGUUUAUGUUAAGUUUAUGUGACAGUUGUAUUAAUGCUUUAUUAUUAUUACUAUCAACAUAAUAUCAAUGAUUAUUAAAGAAGGCGAGACAUUUCAGUGUGUGCACUCUUGUCUCAUUAACCAAUCAAAAGGAACAGUUUUUAUUCUGGUGGAUUCCUUAAUCAAAAUUAAAAAUAUUUUGGUGGAUACUAAAAUGAUAAAAAGUU